UAGAGGGAUAAACCGGCGGGGUGGCUAUAUGUGUGUUCGCGUUUUUGUUCUUAACAAUUAUUUAAUUCCCUUUUCGAAACUGCGGACUGACACACAAGUGGAAGGCAAAUUGGGGUGUAUUUCGUCGUGUACCACUUCGACGAGAUCGUACUAAUUCGUCACGUUGUUCUGAUCAAACCGAUCAGAUCAGACGUCUUCGGAUAUUGUCCUGUGUGGAUACGUUACCCGUUAGGAUAAAGACAGCCAGCAAUCAAACUAGUGCAGUGGAUUAAUCUAAAGAGACGAUGAGUACCCUGGAAUCUGUGGAUCGAGUCGAGUUGUGCGAGAGUCUGUUGACAUGGAUUCAGACGUUUGGAGUGGAGGCGGCGUGUAAAACAGUGGAGGAUCUGACCAGUGGGAUAGUCAUGGCCCAGGUCCUGCAGAAGAUAGAUAAUGUGUAUUUCAAUGACAACUGGAUAAGCCGGAUUAAGCCUGAAGUGGGGGAUAAUUGGAGAUUAAAGAUCAGCAACCUAAAGAAAAUCUUAAAAGGAAUCUUGGACUACAACCAGGAGAUCCUUGGCCAGCAGAUUAAUGACUUCACACUCCCAGAUGUCAACCUCGUCGGCGAGCACUCAGACGCAGCCGAACUGGGCAGGAUGCUGCAGCUCAUCCUGGGCUGUGCAGUCAACUGUGAACAGAAGCAAGAGUACAUCCAGACAAUCAUGAUGAUGGAGGAGUCUGUGCAGCAUGUUGUCAUGACAGCCAUUCAGGAGCUGAUGAGCAAAGAGACACCUGUCACAGGAGGAAGUGAUACCUACGCUGAUCUCGACAGACAGCUCAAGAAGACGGUGGAAGAGCUAAACGAUGCUAUGGCCACCAAAGAGGAGAUCGCCCAACGCUGCCACGAGCUAGACAUGCAGGUGGCGGGCCUGCAGGAGGAGAAGAGCAGCCUGCUGGCGGAGAACCAGGUGCUGAUGGAGCGGCUCAACCAGUCCGACUCCAUCGAGGACCUCAACAGCCCCGCCGGCCGACGCCACCUGCAGCUGCAGACACAGCUGGAGCAGCUGCAGGAGGAGACCUUCAGGCUUAGCAUGUGCGAGGCGUCUCAGCUCAGCUGCGACCUGCAGCCUCUGCCGCCUGCCCUGCAGGCCUGGUCUCUCAGCUCCACCCUGAUGCUGCCCCAGUGGAGGUUGGAGGCAGCCAAAGACGACUACAGGAUCCGCUGUGAGGAGCUGGAGAAGGAGCUGAUGGAGCUGAGGGGCCAGAACGAGGACCUGACCUCCCUGGCCGACGAGGCGCAGUCGCUCAAGGACGAGAUGGAUGUGCUCAGGCACUCCUCUGAUAAGGUGUCCAAGCUGGAGGGGAUGGUGGACUCGUACAAGAAGAAGCUGGAGGACAUGGGGGACCUGCGGCGGCAGAUGAAGCUGCUGGAGGAGAAGAACAACGUCUACAUGCAGAACACCGUCAGCCUGGAGGAGGAGCUCAAGAAGGCCAACGCCACACGCGGCCAGCUGGAGACCUACAAGAGACAGGUGGUGGAGCUGCAGAACAGACUGUCCGAGGAGUCCAAAAAGGCAGACAAGAUGGAGUUUGAGUACAAACGUCUCAAGGAGAAGGUGGACUCCCUCCAGAAAGAGAAGGAUCGCAUGCGGACGGAGAGAGAUUCUCUGAAGGAGACCAUUGAGGAGCUACGUUGCGUUCAGGCCCAGGAGGGCCAGCUCACAGCAGGCAUGGGUCUACUGGGCAGUAACGAGGGCUCUGAUUCACUGGCUGCUGAAAUCAUGACACCAGAAAUCCGGGAGAGACUCAUCAGACUCCAGCAUGAGAAUAAGAUGCUGAAGAUCAACCAAGAGGGCUCAGACAACGAGAAGAUCGCUCUUCUGCAGAGCCUUCUGGAGGAUGCCAACAGCAGGAAAAACGAGCUGGAGACAGAAAACAGGUUGGCCAAUCAGAGACUGCUGGAGGGUCAGGGGCAGGUGGAGGAGCUGCAGAAGACGCUGCAGGAGCAGGGCCUCAAGGCUGAUGAUGCGAUCAUGCUGAAGAAGAAGUUUGAUGAGCAAUUGAUUAAACUGAAAGAGGUGACCAGUGAGCUUCAGAAGAAGACCACCCACAUUGAGGACAUGGAAUCAAAGACCAGCCAGACCACUCAAAAGGUGGAGGAGCUGGAAGAGGCCUUGAAGAAGAAAGACGAGGAUAUGAAACAGAUGGAGGAGAGAUACAAGAAGUAUCUCGAGAAGGCCAAGAGUGUUAUCCGGACUUUGGAUCCCAAACAGAACCAAGGUUCGGCUCCCGAGGUCCAGGCCCUAAAGAACCAGCUUCAGGAGCGGGAGAGGAUGCUUCACUCCCUGGAGAAAGAAUACGAUAAGACAAAAACACAGCGGGACCAGGAGGAGAAGCUGAUCGUGUCGGCGUGGUACAACAUGGGCAUGGCCCUCCAAAAGAAGGCGGCGGAGGACCGGCUGGCCAGCACGGGCUCAGGUCAGUCGUUCCUAGCGCGCCAGCGGCAGGCCACCAACACGCGCCGUACCUACCCUGGCCACGUGCAGCCCACCUCAGCCAGUGAUGUGAUUGCAUGACCGGCAGGGCGGGCUUGGAAGUGGGUGCAUGACCGUGCUGCUUGCAUGACUUAAUUUGCGUUGAGCCUGCAGAAAUAACCCAAUCAACACUAACCCUCCCACAGCCUCUCCCCUCUCCUCCCCCCACGCUUCUUCCCACCUGUCAUGUGGACCGCCGGGGUGGAGAAAGAGAUCCAGUCGUAAGUCUGGAUGCUCGGGAGACACCCCCCCCCACACACACCCUUCCCUGAAACAAAUAUGUAGUCCCUCCCACCCCGCAACACCUUCUUGGGCCCUUACCAUUUCUACAGGGACAGAUGGGCUAGCAAGGCGCUAUCUUAGGCUGGAGUGAGCGGUGCAGGCGAGGUGUACGUAUAGGGAGAGCAGGAAGUAGGUUUUUGUUUUGACUACUUCCAAGAUGGCCCCUUACAGAGGUUUGGACAGAUCCAGAGGUGGCAGGCUGAACUAGGAGGGAACGGCUUCAUGUUAGCCUCUUACACUACUUAAGACGACCACUUUUGACCAGUUUCGAGUAGUUGGCUGGGCACCUUAAUGAAACUGCUCAGAGAAGCAACUGAAAGGGUCUGGGACGGAGUUGUCUCCAAAUGAUCAAGCGGAAACCUUUUUUUGCGAAUAAGAAAUUAAAUGAAGACUACAUGAUUCCUGUAUUUUCCCAUUCAAAAGCCCUUUCUAAUCAAUUUUACCUUAUUUGUUUUGCCACUAUGUAAUUUUAUUUAAUUUAACUGUUAUGCCUUUUAUUCAAUAUAGUGUUACUUUUAUGCUUUCCUUGUGUCCCUUCCCCAAAACCCCUUUGAGCAAACUGCUCUGAAGAUAGCAGUGUGAGAUGUAAUGAGAGAUUGAGAGAUGAGAGAGUCCAUGAACAGAAAAUAAGCCUUCACAGUUCACAAGCAGAAACUCUUAUUUAUUUAUCCUGUUUUUGUUGAUUUUAUUUACACACUCAGUAUUGACUUUAGAUGCAGUCAUAUCAUUGGAUAUGAACAAUUUAGGGGGAACUAAAACAAAAUGGAGGCUGCUCCAUAAUAUACAUUUGGUGUUUUUAAGAUGAGUGCACAGCUGUAUUUGGUAAAUCAAAUAGUGUGAAGUAUUAUUCUGUAAGUUUUGAGGGUAUGUUUUGUGAAGGCAUCAACACAGAGUCUGGAAGUUUUCCAAUGUCCUAGUCUCUAUGUUUGAGAGUGUCCACUCUUAAAGUUGCAUAAGCGUAUGCAGCCUUCUUACAUAUGUCAAAAGAUCAAACGGAAAGAUAGAGUCUGAAGAGGAUGUCUUUCUCAAACUAUCAUUUAAUACUCAAGUGCUUUUUGACACCACAGAAUUCAGUAGGGAUGUGAAGUCUGAGGUCACUGGUACCGGCAUACCUCUGACACGUCAGUGAAACUAGUCUUCACUGAUUUUUCUGUUGACUAUCCUCCUCCCCUUUCAGAUGAUAGAAAACUCUGUUCAUAUUAUAAAAUAGAUAUUCAGACUGUGUAAUGUGUAAGACUUGUGUUGGCAGACAUGUUAAGAGUUAUGGAGAACCGUUCAGUUUUUAAGUAAUUUGUUUUUUAAUAAACUGUUUGUCAGGUGUGGCAAAAGUUUGAAUGUCUCAUGGACAUAAUCUGUAUCAGUGGUCAGAGAUAACCAGUCAACUUUUAGCUCUGAAAUCCAUGUUAGGCCUUUCACUACCGUCCAGUGGAAAUCUGCUUGUCUGCUACCCAGUCCAGGAAACCUCAAACAUUAAAAAGCAGGUUGAUGUCUAAUUAACUAAGUUUGUAAUCUAUCAACAGGUUUUAAUGGUGGCUGUAUUUUUUUUUUUUUUGAGUAAUCAGGAGAUUCCUUACUCUGUAGCAAAUAACCUUCCAUUUGCCAAGUUUUAUAUUGCUUGUAUACAAUAUGUAAAUAAUGUAUGUCUGAAACAGUGGUGGAAGACCUGAUUAUUAGACACAACAUAGGAAAACAAAACAAUCUCAUGACUGAGUUUGGUGGAUUUCAUUGUAUAUCUCCAUUACGAAACAUGUUGACAAAAAACGUGCUUCCUAUGCUGCAAAAAUGUACAGUUGUUAAUCCAGUUGUAAAUAAAGCUUGUAUAAAACUUG
This is a messenger RNA of Sardina pilchardus (European sardine), 4624 nucleotides long. RefSeq names its product hook microtubule-tethering protein 3 (gene hook3). Gene Ontology annotation, molecular function: dynein light intermediate chain binding; microtubule binding. Gene Ontology annotation, biological process: cytoplasmic microtubule organization; cytoskeleton-dependent intracellular transport. The record is from RefSeq and is a predicted model, not a curated record. Gene Ontology annotation, cellular component: cytoplasm; centrosome. The transcript is spliced from 24 exons. The coding region runs from base 285 to 2555 and encodes 756 amino acids. NCBI's taxonomy places the organism in Eukaryota, Metazoa, Chordata, Actinopteri, Clupeiformes, Clupeidae.